This is a messenger RNA of Zasmidium cellare ATCC 36951, 828 nucleotides long. RefSeq lists its product as uncharacterized. The transcript has 3 exons. The record is from RefSeq and is a predicted model, not a curated record. Bases 1 to 828 code for a protein of 275 amino acids. Lineage: Eukaryota; Fungi; Ascomycota; Dothideomycetes; Mycosphaerellales; Mycosphaerellaceae.
AUGGCGUAUCAGCAACCAGGAUAUGAGCAGCAUCAAGGCUACGGCCAGCAACAGUACCAACAGCCCUAUCAACAGGCGCCACAGUACGGCCAGCAGCAGCAAGCUCCCCCAGCCCAAGCCCCAGCGCAGACCGGCCACACACCAGCCCAAACAGACACCGGCACCUUCCAAGGCGGCAACUACACCAUCACCCACCGCGACACCAACUCGGUCCUCAACAUCGACCUCCAACAAGGCGGCACCGUGCGCUCCAAAUCCGGCGCCAUGGUGCACAUGUCCAGCACAAUCCAACUGGCGGGCAAAAUCAAAUUCUCCAUGAAGAAAUUCUUCACCGGCGGCGAGCUCUCUGAGUCGACGUACACGGGUCACGGCAAAGUCGCUUUGGCGCCGAAUCUCUUCGGGGAUAUCAUCACCGUGCAUGUGGAUGGACGGCAGGGGUGGACGAUUGGGAAGGAUGCGUUUUUGGCGUGCACGAGUGAGGUCACGAAGGAUACCAAGGCGCAGGGUUUGGGGAAGGCGAUGUUCAGUGGGGAGGAUCUUUUCAUCUAUCGUGUGGGUGGGCAGGGACUUUUGUGGUUGACGAGUUUUGGGGCGGUGGAGAGGUUGGAUCUUCAACCCGGUGGGCAGCAUAUCGUCGACAACGGACAUCUCGUGGCGUGGAGUUGCGACUACAAGAUCGAGAAGGCUGGCGGCGGUGCAAUGUCCAGCAUGAAGAGUGGCGAGGGUCUGGUGUGCCGCUUUACUGGACCGGGAACCGUCUACAUUCAAACCCGCAACAUGGAUGAGUUUGAGCAGUUCAUCCGCGCUCAGGCUGGGGGGAGCAGUUGA